Messenger RNA from Pneumocystis jirovecii RU7, 1764 nucleotides. RefSeq lists its product as uncharacterized. Gene Ontology annotation, biological process: protein deubiquitination. The record is from RefSeq and is a predicted model, not a curated record. The transcript has 6 exons. Gene Ontology annotation, cellular component: cytosol; nucleus. The coding region runs from base 1 to 1764 and encodes 587 amino acids. Gene Ontology annotation, molecular function: cysteine-type endopeptidase activity; cysteine-type deubiquitinase activity. NCBI's taxonomy places the organism in Eukaryota, Fungi, Ascomycota, Pneumocystomycetes, Pneumocystales, Pneumocystaceae.
AUGAUGUUGUUUAAGUGGAUUGAGAAUACUCGAGGGUCACAAUCAGGGACAGUAUCUUCUCAAAAAUGUUCUUUUGAAACAUGUCUUAUUUCUUCUGAUGGUAAUGAUAAACUUUUUGGCUUUGAAAACUUUGGAAAUACAUGUUAUGUAAAUUCGAUACUUCAAAUCCUAUACUAUUCAAAACCCUUUCGUUAUGCUGUGGUCCGGUAUCCUGAACCUAUUAGUCUGUUUCCUGUUCCAUCAAGUGCGAAAACUUCAGAUUAUUCUGCUGUACGUUCAGAGAAAUCUUUUACAUCUUUAAAUUUACCUUUUAUUACUUCGACACGCUUUUCCUCAACACUCUUUGGUAUGCCAUUUCAUAAAAAUAAUGGUUCCUCAAUAGAUGAAACUUUAUCUUCUAAUAAUAUUGAAACAUAUAAAAAAAGGCUUCUUACAGAAAAAUUUAAUGUGAAUGUUGAUUCAUCUUAUUGUUCCAGAUAUGGAAUGAAAGAAUCUCUAUUUACUUGUGUUAGAGACAUUUUUGCCACUAUUAUUCAAUCUCAUGUUAAGGAUGGAAUAUGUUCCCCAACUAGAUUUAUUGAAGUUUUGCGUCGUGAAAAUGAACAUUUUCGUAGUAACUUACAUCAGGAUGCUCAUGAGUUUUUUAAUUAUUUAUUAAACUCUAUACUUGAAUCUAUAGAAGAAUAUGAUAAAUCAAAUAUCAAUACAAAUAGUAACUUUAUAUCUAAUGAUAAAAGUGCUCAAUAUGUUUCUGCAAAAUGGGUCCAUUCAAUUUUUGAAGGUUUACUCACUAGUAAGACUCAGUGUCUUACUUGUGGAAAUAUUACUUCUCGUGACGAAUCUUUUCUUGAUCUUUCUAUUGACGUUAGCAAAAAUACGUCCGUUACGUCAUGUCUUAAUGCUUUCUUUGCCCCAGAGAUGCUUUGUGAGAAAAAUAAAUUUCAUUGUGACUUUUGUGGAAAUCUACAGGAAGCUGAAAAAUGUGUGAAAAUAAAACGUCUUCCAGAAAUAUUAACUUUACAUUUGAAACGAUUUAAAUGUGCUGAAGAAAAUGGAGAUUAUAAAUUUUUUAAGCUUUUUCAUACAGUUGUAUACCCUUACCACUUGAGGUUAUCAAAUAUUGCAAAUGAUGUAAAUGAUUCUGAUCGCCUUUAUGAACUUUAUGCUGUUGUAGUCCAUCUUGGCAGUGGACCAUGUCAUGGACAUUAUGUUUCUGUGAUUAAAACAGAAUCAGGUUGGACUUUAUUUGAUGAUGAACGUGUAGAACCCGUUAACGAUUUGUUUGUUCGACGAUUUUUUGGUGAUUUCCCUGGAGAAGCAACUGCUUAUGUUCUUUUUUAUCAAACAGUUAAUGUGGAUUCACAAGAUGGAUCUAAUUCUUUUGAUGUGAAGACACUUUCCGGAACUUUAAAACAACAACAUGCUGCUGAACUUGCAUUUAGUUUUCCAAAUUUUCAUGAACAAACUUUUGGACCUGCAAUUAUGAAUUCAGUUUUACCAGAUAAAAUAAAUACUGGUUUAGCAUCAUUACUUACUAAGCCUGAAGUUCAAGCUCCUCUUCAACUACUUCAGCCACUCGAACCAGUGUUUUCUACAGAGCAACCUCUUAAUUCAAACAAAAGAUCAUUAUUAGGAAAUGUAUAUGAUCCUCUUUAUCAGCCUUUUUUGCCUGAUAUUAGCAUGUGUUUGAAGAAUAAUGGCUUUAAGGAAAGUUCUGUCAAACUAGGAAAUAUGGAAAAAAAGGAAAAUGUAUUUACGCGAUAA